AUGCAGCUAUCCCGGCUGUCGCGGAAGCCCCACCGAGCCUCCGGCAUCGGAGUCGAUGCCGUUUCCGGCCGUGCCGCGCCAGAAUCGCGCCUCCGAGCUGCUAGGGAAGCCAUGUGUGUGCCUGUGUGUGUUUGUCUCGACCUCUGGUGCCGCGAUGCGCUCCCGCAGGGCCUGUUCGGGACCGGGGAGAGCAUGGGGGCGUCGAGCAGCAAGGGCUGGGUCCCGGGCACCCCGGACACGCCCAAGAAGCUCAGCUCGAGUGGCUACGACAUCACGCCGAUGACGACUGCGGAGAGGGACGCGGCCGCCGCGGGUCUGCCGGACAUUGCCAAGUACGUGACGCUGAAGGCCGGCACGGAGCGAGCGUUCACGGGCCUGACCGUCAACGGCUACCCGCACGACAACAAGAAGAAGGGCGUCUACGUCUCCGCCAUCAGCGGAGUCCCCCUGUUCUCGUCUGACACGAAGUAUAACAGCGGGACGGGCUGGCCCUCGUUCUUCGCCCCGAUCGACCCGGAGCACGUGAUCGAGGUCGAGGACCGCAGCAUCCCGUUCAUGCCGCGCGUCGAGGUCGUGGACGCCAAGUCCGGCGCGCACUUGGGCCACGUCUUUGACGACGGGCCCAAGCCCACUGGGAAGCGGUACUGCAUGAACGCGGCGGCGCUCAAGUUCAUCCCGGAGGGCGAGGAGAUCCCGAAGUGA
Molecule: messenger RNA, 702 nt
Organism: Pedinophyceae sp. YPF-701
Lineage: Eukaryota; Viridiplantae; Chlorophyta; Pedinophyceae
Source: the annotation of a GenBank genome assembly